Molecule: messenger RNA, 6593 nt
Organism: Anolis sagrei ordinatus
Lineage: Eukaryota; Metazoa; Chordata; Lepidosauria; Squamata; Anolidae
Gene: MTTP
Product: microsomal triglyceride transfer protein
Biological process (GO): cholesterol homeostasis; lipid transport; lipoprotein metabolic process
Cellular component (GO): endoplasmic reticulum; basolateral plasma membrane; Golgi apparatus
Molecular function (GO): lipid binding
Source: RefSeq, a predicted model, not a curated record
AAGCCCUCUUUCAGACUUCACUCCAGUCUGAGCAGUUCACUUCUCAAUAGCCUAACAGUAUUUCAUAGUAUUGAAGUUUACAGUUUAAAAGAGCCAGGGAUGAUUCUUCUUACUGUGCUUUUCCCUUGCAUCAUUUCAACCUACUCAGCAUCUGUGAAGGGCCACAAUAUUGGUCCACGGAUAAACAAUGACAAGUUGUACAAAUUUGCUUACUCUACGGAAGUACUUAUUGACAGGGUGAACGGUGCACCACAGGAGAGUGCGGGCUACCGAAUUUCAUCUGGAGUGGAUGUCAACUUAGUAUGGAGGAACCCCAAUAAUGAUGACGACCAGCUGAUCAAAAUUGCGAUUCAAGAUGUAGCUGUUGAAAAUGUGAAUGAGCGCCCUCCAGGAAAAAAUGUUUUUAAAGGCAAAAAGAUAGAUGCAGUAAUUGAAAAAGAACAUCUGACUGCUUUAAAGAGGCCUGUGGUUCUGCACUGGAUUCGUGGAAAGAUUAAAACCUUCUACUCCUAUGAAAAGGAACCUGUAGUUAUCCAGAAUCUCAAGAGAGGUUUGGCGAGCUUGUUUCAGAUACAGUUGCACUCUGGGACUGCAAGUGAGGUGGAUAUCUGUGGGAAAUGCAAUGUUACUUACCAGGCUCGAGAAAACCAACUUACUAAAAUAAAAGCUUGUAAGUUAGAACGGAUGGGUUUCACCAGUCAAAAUCAGCUCUUUGACAUCAGCAAAAAAUCCACUUCGGCUACAAUAUAUGUGCUGGAGGACACCUUCAUUAAAUCUGUGCGGGCAGAGGAAAAUCAUGUUUUAAAAGCAAACAUUCAUCGAAAAAGUGAUGCAAAAAUAAUUUCAAAGCAGAAAAUGGAACUGAAAUCAACAGAAGGUGGGCCAAGGAUGAUGGCUGGGAAACAAGUUGCCAGCAUUGUCAAGGCUCUGGAUUCAAAUUAUGUUGCAGUUUCACUCAUGGCAGAGCCUGCCUCAGAGGAAUGCAGAAACUGUCCCUCGCUUUCUCAACAAUGGGAGAACAUCCGAAAACAGUUGGAACCAGAAAACCUUUCAAAAGCUGAUGCUGCAAGAGGAUUUUUGUACCUUAUUCAAAAUUUAAGAAAAGCUACGAAAGAGGAAAUCCUGCAGAUACUCAGAAGUGAACGAAACAUGGGAAUACUUCCUCAGUUAGUUGACGCUGUAGCCUCGGCACAGACCACGGCAUCUCUAGGAGCCAUGCUGGAUUUUCUGGAUUUCAAGAACAAGAAUGGAUCUGUCCUACAGGAGCGGUUCCUGUAUGCCUCUGGGUUUGCAUCUCAUCCUAAUGAGUUCCUACUCAAGUCUUUAAUUAAUACUUAUAACAGUCAAAUCGGCAGCAAUGAAAUCCGAGAAAUCGUUGUUAUAAUUACUGGAGCACUCAUCAGGAAGUUGUGUGACAGAGGAGGCUGCAAACUACCAGCUGUUAUGGAGGCCAAGAAACUGAUCUUUGGGGGCUUGAACAGGGCAGAAAAAGCGGAUGAUGUGAAGGUCUACCUUCUGGCGCUAAAGAAUGCUCUUUUGCCUGAAGCUAUUCCCGUGCUUCUAAAAUAUGCAGAGUCAGGAGAGGGGCCCAUCAGCACCGUUGCUGUGACUGCCUUGCAGAGAUAUGACUAUUCCUUCAUUACCAGUGAGGUGAAGAAAACAUUGAACAGGAUUUAUCACCAGAACCGCAAAGUCCAUGAGAAAACUGUACGUGUCACCGCGGCUGCUAUUAUUUUGAGCAACAAUCCUUCCUUUAUGGAAGUUAAAAACCUCCUGCUCUCAAUUGGAGAGCUGCCACUGGAAAUGAAUAAGUACAUGCUUUCUCUAGUCCAGGACAUUCUGCAUUUUGAAAUGCCUGCCAGCAAAAUGAUUCGCGGAGUUCUGAAGGACAUGUUGAUUCACAACUAUGACCGAUUCUCAAAGAUGGGUUCUUCUUCAGCCUUUUCUGGACACCUAAAACGUGGCCCAGAUGCCUCGUCUACCUAUAGCCUUGACAUCCUCUAUUCUGGCUCAGGUAUCUUUAGAAGAAGUAACAUGAAUAUCUUACUUUUCAAUGACUUUGCUCGGCUGCAAGCCACCCAGGUGGUCCUUGAGGCCCAGGGUCUGGAAUCCUUAAUAGCUGCAAAUGCAGAUGAAGGUGAAGAAAAUUUGGAGUCCUUUUCUGGUGUGUCAGCAAUUGUGUGUGAUGUUCAGCUUAGGCCAGUCACCUUUUUCCAAGGAUAUGGUGAUUUAAUGUCUAAAAUGUUCUCAGCCACUGGAGACCCUGUAAAUGUUUUAAAAGGACUCAUUCUCCUGAUGGAUUACUCCCAGGUAAUCCAGCUACAAUCUGGUCUGACUUGCAGCACUGAAUUCCAGGGAGGCAUUGCCAUUGAUGUCUCAGGCGGGAUAGAAUUCAGCCUUUGGUACCGAGAAUCCAAAACAAAUGUCAAAACCCAGGGAGCUGCGGCAAUUGUUGGCAACAUUGUUGUGGACGCCUCCUUUGUGAAGGCUGGCAUGGAAACCAGUUCUGAAGUCGAAGCGACACUGGAUGUGCUCACCACUGUACAGUUUUCACAGUAUCCCUUUUUAGUCUGCAUACGGAUGGACAGAACAGAGACCCCAUUCAGGCAAUUCGUUACUAAAUACGAAGGCCUAACACCUGGAAAACCUUAUGUAAUCCGGAAAGGAAAAGUGGGGCUGCUGGACGGUUCUGAAUAUCCCCUCCACCAAGAAAACUCCCAUAUGUGCAGGAAAGUUUUCAGUGACCAGUCUGACUCCUCAUCGGAAAGUUGGUUUUAAUAGACAUCUGACCAACCCCAUGCCUGAUGUUGGUUUCCAUGUACUGCUGUGCCAACUUAGGGCCUGAAUCUGUGAUGGUCAUGUCUAGGAGAACUUUGCUGUCAACUUCAAGAGGCCCAGAAUCAAGUCUUGAGUGUGUAUAUAUACUUGUUUACAUAUUUACUUAUAUUUAAGAAGUGGGUGUCUGGGCUAGGGUGGGUUAGGGCGGGUUUUGCUUCAAGGGAUUCACACAGGAUAAUGUGAUAUGGCACCUCACUUUAUGUUUCACAAAGUAUUUUUCUUUGAUUUUCCCCCCAAAAGUAUCUAGUGUAAAAUGAAGGUGUAACUUGGAUUGGGGUCACAAUGCUGGGCAAAGAUUUCUUUUCUGGCUCAUUAUCUCUCCCAUCAAUCCCAAAACUUAAAAAUUCCUCUAAAGGUGUUUCUCAUCUCAGAGGGAAAAUAAAGACAUUUGUUUUGUAUCUUUCCUCUCCUCUCCCUAUUUAAUAAUAUUUCAAGUAAUGUAAUAGCAGAAAAUCAUGUCAGGGAAGGGGAAUGCAGGGAAAUGCAUGAUCUUUCCUUGCUUAACAUUACACUGCUAUAGUUCCUUUAACUAUAGAAAACCAAAGAUUGCAGAUAUAGUUGGGAAUUGUCCUGUUAUAUCUAGCUUAUCCCAAAAGAUCCAUGUCACUUUAAUGUUAUUUUUUCCUCUGUGUCAGAAGUGAUUUGGGAAACUGCAAGUCGCUUCUGGUGUGAGAUAAUUGGCCGUCUGCAAGGACAUUGCCACCCAGAUGUUUUUCCAUCCUGUGGGAGGCUCAUGUCCCUGCAUGAGAAACGAGCUGGCAGACGGGAGUUCACCCCAUCUCGUGAACCACUGACCUGCAGGUCAACAGUUCAGCCGGCACAAGGGUUUAACUCAUUGCACCACCAUGGCUCCACAGCAAAUAUACAUUGUUUCCUCAACCAGGAAAUACAAAACACUGUGAUAGGCAAUUUUGAAAGUGACGCAGUACAACAGUUAUUAUUUAUAGGUGUAUUUAUCGCUUUGCCAUCCACAGUAGACUCAUUGUUGAAGGGAUUAUUGUUUUAGUGGUGUUGUUUUUUUAAAAAAAUGACAUUCUUAAAAACACUUUUCUGUGCAAAUCGUUGGUGAAACUGGAACCUUGAUCUCCUUGAGAUAUAUCAUUUCCCCCCACUGCCAAACUUGUACAGUUCUGGUUCAGUAGGAGUGUUUUGUAUUCUGCACAAAAAUUAUUAUGUACUUUUAUGCACAUUUUUAUAUUUUUGCAUUUUUCUAUGCAUGUACAAAUUAACAUGCACAUUUGUGGGCAUUUUUUAUUUUUUAUUUUUGGCAUAUUUUUCAUAAUUAGAUGAAUAGCUGAGUUAUGUUCUAGGACAACCCCAUACAUUUUAAUGGGGUGACAGUAGAUGAUCCUAAUGGAUGUUUACCUCUCCCUUGCACAUUGUUGCAUGAUUUGUUUAAUUGGAAUAGAGAGACAAAAUAGUGUUAGGAAAUUAUUUUUAACAGCAGUAAACCUUUUAUGUUUCAUUUAUAUAUGUUCAUAAAUAAUUAUUCUACAUAUUAUUCACGUGAGAUAUAGUUUUGUUUUCUUUGUUUUUUCAUGUCAGGAGUGACUUGAGAAACUGCAAGUUGCUUCUGUUGUGAGAGAAUUGGCUGUCUGCAAGGACAUUGCCCAGGGGACACCCGGAUAUUUGAUGUUUUACCAUCUUUUUGGGAAGCUUCUCUCAUGUCCCUGCAUGGGGAGCUGGAGCUGACAGAAGGAGCUCAACUCGCACUCCCUGGAUUCAAUCUGCUGACCUGUCAGUCCACAGUCCUGCCAGCACAAGGGUUUAACUCACUGCGCCACUGGGGGCUCUAUGAGAUAUAGUUUGUAAUUUACAGAAUAAUCAGAAGACCCCUAGUGUUCAAUGUUCUAAUAGUUAGUGCAUUUAAGAUUACAACCCGAUUCUAGAUGGGGAAUGGGGUGUUCUUUUUGCUUCACCACCCCGUUCCCCAUCUCUCCAUUCUAAAGAAUUUGGGCUAACAAACUGUACACUCAGAAAUGAUACAACACUAAAUAAAGUGUUGGUUGUAUUUGUUGAGAGAAUCAUAGAAUCAUAGAGUUGGAAGAGACCUCAUGGGCCAUCCAGUCCAAUAUUGUAUUCAAAGCACCCCUUACAGAUGGCCAUCCAGCCUCUGUUUAAAAGCUUCCAAAGAAGGAGCCUCCACCACACUCCAGGGCAGAGAGUUCCACUGCUGAACAGCUCUCACAGUCAGGAAGUUCUUCCUAAUGUUCAGAAAUGGCAAACAACAUGUGACUUCAGUAAAAAUACAUAUUCUGUAUUGGUCUGUAGUUCUGAAACAAAGCUCUCGACUGGGGAUCAAGAGAAGAUCUGAAAAUAUCAAAAUACUCCCUACACUUUAUUAAUGCCUUCCUAAGAUACUGUAGAGCCGCCAGUGGUGCAGUGGGUUAAACCGUCAAAUUGCUGAACUUGCUGACCAGAAUGUCAGCAGUUCGAAUCCGGGGGGCAGGCUGAGCUCCUGCUAUUAGCCCCAGCUUCUGUCAACCUAGCAGUUCGAAAACUUGCAAAUGUGAAUAGAUCAAUAGGUACUGCUCCGGCAGGAAGGUGACAGUGCUCCAUGCAGUCAUGCCAGCCACAUGACCUUGGAGGCGUCUACGGACAACAUCGGCUCUUUGGCUUAGAAAUGGAGAUGAGCACCACCCCCCAGAGUCGGACACAACUAGACUUAAUGUCAGGGGAGACCUUUACCUUUACCUAUGUAUAGAAAUAUUGAGAGCCAGUGUAAUGUAGUGGUUUGGGAGCUGUUUAUUCUAACCAAAGAAGAAUACAAAAGUACCGGCCCUUGUGUUCUGUAAAAACCGAUGUGGAUUCUCAGGAUCACUCUGUGGCUUAGAAUGGAUCCUCAUGAUCAUUUCACAAAUUUGACUGCCCUUGUUUAUGGACAACGCCGGCUCUUCGGCUUCGAAAUGGAGAUGAGCACCACCCCCAGAGUCGGACACGACUAGACUUAAUGUCAGGGGAAAACCCUUACCUAAGAUACUUCAUUUUCUAUAUUGUAUUGCAUUAAGACAGCCAUGGGUCCCAUUUAUUCUGUUUAAUCUGUAAAAUCCUUCUGCAUAACCAUAACUUACACAUUAGUUCUCUGGUUUUCCUCAAAUACUUUGCUGGCCAAAUUCAUCAAAAUGACCGCAGCUACCCUGAUACUUUUAUUACUAUUGUGAAAUAGAUAGAUAGAUAGAUAGAUAGAUAGAUAGAUAGAUAGAUAGAUAGAUAGAUAAAGUAAUCAUGACAUAAGUCUAUCAUAAAAUUGCUGAGACUAAUUAAAAGAUCUGCUGUUGGAAUUUGACAAGACAGAUAUGACUUCAGUCCUUAGACAUUUUAGCUUGGGGCAGUCCCUAAUGUACAUACCUCAUAGAAGUCUUGGGGGACUAGAAGGAGAUUUGUUUAUCUUGCCUUGAGCAUCUUGGAGGAACAGCAGAAAAAGAUGAAAUAGGAAACACCACACACAUUCUUCCAUAAACCAUCCAAUGAUGAUUAGGAAGGCAAGGACAUCCAGGUAAUCCAAAGCGUACUUUCCAUCUGUGUAUACCUGUGGAUCCUGCAUGGAAAUAAAUGGGAAGGCUGCAUCCAUGCACUGGAAUUCCUGCCUUCAAUGAGGUGUUGGAUUAUGGAAAAUGUGUUCACCUUUGUUGCCUAGUGAAUCACAUUUCAACAGGAUGAUUAUACUUUCUAAAAACAUUAUAUAUUGUUGUCAACUACAAACUUGAACGCCCAUACAGAAUCUAUCAAAUAAAACUGGAAAAGUUGAAUGAGAA